CAUCAUCAACAACAUCAACACCAGCAGUAGCUAACAAAUCAACAACAACAACAAACCGCCGCUAAACACAACGACAGUAGCAGACCACAUCUUCGCGGACGGCCGAAUCACGGAAAGAUUCAAUCCUCCCCCUCCAUACAUUCAUCUAACUGGGAUUAAAUUGAAACGAAAUCAAAUUUAUUUAACAACAACAACAACAGCAACAACAACAACAGCAACAUCGUCUUCAUCAUAAAAAUUGAACUGCCAAAACAUCAAUAACAUCUCAUAAACUAACAUCAAUAAGACAACACUAAAAUGUCUUCACAAACGCUCGAGCUUUAAAGCAUUUUUGGCUAAAAUAAAAACUACACAAUUAAAAAUAAUUUCUAAUCAAAAUUUACGCUCUCACCUAACUCAACCUCCCUUUGCAGCAGGGAUUUUUACGCUUCUGAACUCUUAAAGACCGAGCAACUGGCUGGCCGAGCAAUGUACAACAUCCAAGAUGUCAUCGUUCACAAUCGUAUGAAGCAAAUGAAAGAGGAGCUGAUGUCAUCGCCACUAUCGUCAUCUGCGUCAUCGUCGGCGUCACUACUGUCGACGUCUCUGACCUCAUCGUCGUCGUCAUCGUCGUCGUCACAUCCGCACUCGCACGGCGUAAGGAACUGGAUGCAGGCCAUGGACCCGGUUAUAAUAAGCAGUUCCAACACGGGGACGGGCUGCCCUGGCCUGGGAAAGGCCCACUUCGAAAAACAGCCCCCUAACAACCUUCGUAAGAGUAACUUCUUUCAUUUCGUCCUGGCCCUCUAUGACCGUAACGGCCAGCCCGUUGAGAUUGAAAGAACUGCCUUCAUUGAUUUCGUCGAAAAGGAAAAAGAACGAGACGAUACAAAGACCAACAACGGCAUCCACUACAGACUUCAACUUUUAUACUGCAACGGCUUCAGGCAAGAACAGGACUUGUAUGUCAGGCUAAUUGAUUCUACAUCAAGACAAGUCAUUGUCUACGAAGGUCAGGACAAAAAUCCAGAGAUGUGUCGGGUGCUUCUGACUCACGAGAUCAUGUGCAGUCGAUGCUGCGAUAAAAAGAGCUGUGGAAAUAGGAAUGAAACUCCAUCUGAUCCAGUUAUCAUUGACAGGUAUUUUCUGAAAUUCUUCAUGAAAUGUAACCAAAAUUGCCUAAAAAACGCCGGCAAUCCGCGAGACAUGAGACGGUUUCAGGUGGCUAUUUCUUCGACGCCAGCGGUCGAGGGCAAUGCGGUUCUCGCCAUAUCCGACAACAUGUUUGUCCACAACAACUCGAAGCACGGUCGCAAGUCGAGACGAGUCGAGUCGGUCGAUCCAGGUUUUUUAUGUGGGGCUUCUCCAACCAUAAAAGCCAUAUGCCCGAGUGAGGGGUGGGCUUCAGGGGGUUCCACUGUUAUCAUCGUCGGUGAUAAUUUUUUUGAAGGGCUCCAGGCGGUUUUCGGCAGUAUGGUAGUUUGGAGUGAGUUCAUCACGCCGCACGCCUUGCGAGUGACCACACCAGCCAGGCACAUUCCCGGAAUGGUUGAGGUCACCCUCACAUACAAAUCAAAACAAUUCUGUAAAAAUGCACCCGGACGAUUUUCUUAUACAACACUUUCCGAACCAACGAUCGACUUCGGCUUCCAGCGUCUGAUGAAGCUAGUGCCGCGACAGCCAGGCGACCCGGAGCGACUCUCAAAAGAAGUGAUCCUGAAACGAGCGGCAGACAUUGCCGAGACAGCCUACCUGCCCCGCUGCUUUCCGGCGGGGGCGAACGGGAUAAUCCCGAACACGACGCACCACAAUCCUCAUUUUGCUCACCCGCACUUCGUUCAUCAUGCUUCAGCCGCUCACCACAGCAGGGUCUCGCCGCUGGCUUCAGCCGGGAAUGGAGGCUUCUACGGAUCGCCCGCCGAUUUACCGCCUGGAUUUUCCACGCCAGGGUCGUCCGUUCAAAGCGGAGGCAACCAGUGGGAGGAAAGUCCAUGGCCUCACAGAUACGCAACCUUCACCUUUUGA
This is a messenger RNA of Helobdella robusta, 2004 nucleotides long. RefSeq lists its product as hypothetical. Lineage: Eukaryota; Metazoa; Annelida; Clitellata; Rhynchobdellida; Glossiphoniidae. Gene Ontology annotation, biological process: regulation of transcription by RNA polymerase II. The record is from RefSeq and is a predicted model, not a curated record. Gene Ontology annotation, molecular function: DNA-binding transcription factor activity, RNA polymerase II-specific; RNA polymerase II cis-regulatory region sequence-specific DNA binding. Bases 469 to 2004 code for a protein of 511 amino acids. The transcript is spliced from 11 exons.